AAAACAUCAUUCGUGCAAUCUUCGUGUCCGGUUGGAGUCGUCUCGUGCACGUUGAAGCUUCUCGGCCUAGCUUAGCUUAGCUUAGCUUGCUAACAAAGAGACACGUUUGUGAGCAACACUUCGCUAAGCAGAGAUCAAGCGUCAGUGUUGCGAUCGUCGUGUGAAAAUGUGUGCAAGGAGGACAGCAGAGUACGAGGAGGAACUUUGUGGCCCAAAAGAGGAGAAGGAGCCACAACGUCAACUACUGGACGCUGCGUUCAAUCUGCAGCCUCGAAUUGUGCUACGCAGAGCAGACAUCACUGACGAUCUUCGUACUGACCAGCAGGAGCCAGAGCCCCUUCACAUUAAAGAGGAAGUGGAGGACCAAGAACGCACACUGAGCGGAAAGUGUUGCGAUCGUCGUGUGAAAAUGUGUGCAAGGAGGACAGCAGAGUACGAGGAGGAACUUUGUGGCCCAAAAGAGGAGAAGGAGCCACAACGUCAACUACUGGACGCUGCGUUCAAUCUGCAGCCUCGAAUUGUGCUACACAGAGCAGACGUCAGUGAAAAUCUUCAUCCUGAGCGGCAGCAGUCAGUGUCCCCUCACAUCAAAGAGGAAGAGGAGGAUGAAGAGGUUCAACACAUCAAAGAGGAGGAGGAAGAGUUCCUUCACAUUAAAGAGGAAGAGCAGGAGGGAAUCAUCAAGGUUCCAUCGACUGGUGUCCCUUUGAAGAGUGAAGAUGAAGGUCGAAGUGAGGAGAGACGAGGGGCGGAGCCACCAAACAGCAACAGCUCAAGUGAUGGAGACCACUGUGGAGGAUCACGAACAGACGAUGAUGAUGAUGUUGAUGAUGAACAGUUGGAAGGUGAUAUGACAUGUCACACUGCCAAUAAAUGCUGGAAAUGUUCUAAAUGUAGGAAAACCUUUGCUUAUAAGAGGAAUUUCAAACGACACAUGAAAAUACACACUGGUGAGAAACAUUUUGCAUGCUCAAUUUGUGGGCAAAGAUUCUCUCGAAAGGAAAGCUUAAAAAUACACACAAGAACACACACUGGAAACAAGCCAUUUGCCUGCUCAGUUUGUGGUCAAACUUUUUCUCAGAAGGGAACCUUAAAAAGUCACACAAAAACGCACACCGGAGAGAAGCGUUUUGGCUGCUCAGUUUGUGGGCAAAGAUUCUCCCGAAAGGAAAGCUUAAAAAUACACACAAGAACACACACUGGAGAGAAGCCCUUUGCAUGCUCAGUUUGUGGUCAAAGAUUCUCUCACAAGGGACAUUUGACAGGUCACGCAAGAACACACACUGGAGAGAAGCCUUUUGCCUGCUCAGUUUGUGGUCAAAGGUUCUCUCAAAGGGGACAUUUGACAAGCCACACAAGAACACACACUGGAGAGAAGCCCUUUGCAUGCUCAGUUUGUGGUCAAAGAUUCUCUGAAAAGGGACAUUUGACAAAUCACACAAGAACACACACUGGAGAGAAGCCCUUUGCAUGCUCAGUUUGUGGGGAAAGGUUCUCUCGAAAGGGAACCUUAAAAAUACACACAAGAACACACACUGGUGAGAAACCUUUUGCAUGCUCAGUUUGUGGUCAAAGAUUCUCCCUAAAGGAAAGCUUAAAAAUACACGCAAGAACACACACUGGUGAGAAACCUUUUGCCUGCUCAGUUUGUGGUCAAAGGUUCUCUCACAAGGGACAUUUGACACGUCACGCAAGAACACACACUGGUGAGAAGCCUUUUGCAUGCCCAGUUUGUGGUCAAAGAUUCUCUCAGAAGGGAACCUUAACAAUACACACAAGAACACACACUGGAGAGAAACCUUUUGCAUGCUCAGUUUGUGGUCAAAGAUUCUCCCAAAAGGAAAACUUAAAAAUACACACAAGAACCCACACUGGUGAGAAACCUUUUGCAUGCUCAGUUUGUGGUCAAAGAUUCUCCCUGAAGAAAAGCUUAAAAAUACACUCAAGAACACACACUGGUGAGAAACCUUUUGGAUGCUCAGUUUGUGGUCAAAGAUUCUCCAUAAAGAAAAGCUUAAAAAUACACACAAGAACCCACACUGGUGAGAAACCUUUUUCUUGCUCAGGUUGUGGUCAAAGAUUCUCUCGUAAGGAUCCGUUUAAGACACACAAGUGUCCUGGUGAGAAAAGCAGUGAUCAAGAAGCUUUUAAUGCAAAUGUAAAUGUUUAAUAUAAAAGUAAUUACUAUGUUACUGACAGAAAUCGACAUGCUUGUAUUCUGUGUACCAGCUUUUAUUGUAUGUAUCUUCACUGUGGAGGAUCACAAACAGACGGUGAUGAUGAUGAUGAUGAACAGUUGGAAGGUGAUAUGACAUGUCACACUGCCAAUAAAUGCUGGAAAUGUUCUAAA
Molecule: messenger RNA, 2350 nt
Organism: Phyllopteryx taeniolatus (common seadragon)
Lineage: Eukaryota; Metazoa; Chordata; Actinopteri; Syngnathiformes; Syngnathidae
Product: gastrula zinc finger protein XlCGF57.1-like
Exons: 5
Coding region: 167-2170 (667 amino acids)
Biological process (GO): regulation of transcription by RNA polymerase II
Cellular component (GO): nucleus
Molecular function (GO): DNA-binding transcription factor activity, RNA polymerase II-specific; RNA polymerase II cis-regulatory region sequence-specific DNA binding
Source: RefSeq, a predicted model, not a curated record